GAUCAAGCUAAAGCGCCUUGACUAGUGCCGCCUGCCGCCCCUGCCCCUCUGCCUCUUCACGUUCGCGGAGACCACUGGAGCCCGUCACCAUCCUCCCCACGACGUGCUGCCCUGAACCCGCAGCCAUGUGCCGGACCCUGGCCGCCUUCCCCACCACCUGCCUGGAGAGAGCCAAAGAGUUCAAGACACGGCUGGGGAUCUUUCUUCACAAAUCAGAGCUGGGCUCUGAUACUGGGAGUGUUGGCAAGUUCGAGUGGAGCUGCAAACACAGCAAAGAGGGCAGAAACGUCUCAGAAGAUGUGCUGGAGUGGAAAGAGUCAUUUGACUUGCUACUGAGCAGUAGAAAUGGAGUGGCCGCCUUCCACGCUUUCCUGAAGACGGAGUUCAGUGAGGAGAACCUGGAGUUCUGGCUGGCCUGUGAGGAGUUCAAGAAGCUCCGGUCAGCUACCAAGCUGGCCUCCCGGGCUCACAAGAUCUUUGAGGAAUUUAUCUGCCGUGAAGCCCCCAAAGAGGUGAACAUAGACCACGAGACCAGGGAGCUGACCAGGAUGAACCUGCAGGCUGUCACAGCCACAUGCUUCGAUGUGGCUCAGGGGAAGACUCGCACCCUGAUGGAGAAGGACUCCUAUCCACGCUUCCUGAAGUCCCCUGCUUACCGGGACCUGGCGGCCCAAGCCUCGGCCACCUCUGCCUCUCCAGCCAGCGGCGGCCCCGCAGAGCCCUUGCACACUUGAGCCUCCUGGCAGUGAGGGAGCCAGCCGGGAGGAGAGGUGGGGUCACCCGUCCCUGGGGCAGAUUCUACCAAGCAAGUGCGAGAGGACA
Odobenus rosmarus divergens (Pacific walrus) is the source of this 822-nucleotide messenger RNA. RefSeq names its product regulator of G-protein signaling 16 (gene RGS16). The coding region runs from base 126 to 734 and encodes 202 amino acids. The record is from RefSeq and is a predicted model, not a curated record. The transcript has 5 exons. NCBI's taxonomy places the organism in Eukaryota, Metazoa, Chordata, Mammalia, Carnivora, Odobenidae.